AUGGCCGAUCUCCAGGGCGACAGUUACCUCUCCGAACAGAGCAAGGCCACGGGCCCUGCGAACCCGUUCACCGACCCGGGAACAAAUGACGCGCUUCUCGGAAUGGUCAAGGGUAAUCUCAUGAACUUUGUGCCGCAGACGUUGAUCUUGGCGUGGGUGAACUUCUUCUUCUCGGACUCCAUAGUGAUGAAGCUUCCAUUCCCCUUGACCAGCGGAUUUAAGGCGAUGUUGCAGAGCGGCGUCAACACGCCGGACUUGGAUGUGCGGUACGUGUCUGCCAUUUCGUGGUACUUUGUCAAUUUGGUCGGUCUUCGUCCCGUGUACUCGUUCAUCAUGAGCGACCCAGACAAGGCGCUGCAGCUAGUCAAUAGCCAGCAGCAACAGACGCCAGUCAUUUCUGGACCAGGCGCUCCUAAAAUGGAUAAGCUCUUCAAGGCUGAAGCCGAGAGCGUCCAGAUCGUGCUCCACGAGCCCGUGUACACCAACAUCGCCUCGAGGAUGUUGAAGAAGUACGAGCGCAAUUAG
This is a messenger RNA of Australozyma saopauloensis, 525 nucleotides long. RefSeq lists its product as uncharacterized. Gene Ontology annotation, biological process: protein folding in endoplasmic reticulum. The transcript has a single exon. Bases 1 to 525 code for a protein of 174 amino acids. NCBI's taxonomy places the organism in Eukaryota, Fungi, Ascomycota, Pichiomycetes, Serinales, Metschnikowiaceae. The record is from RefSeq and is a predicted model, not a curated record. Gene Ontology annotation, cellular component: EMC complex; membrane.